UUUUACAGCAGCAUAGUAUUCCAUCGUGUAGAUGUAGCACAGUUUUCUAAUCCAUUGAUUUAGUCUCUGAAUAUACUCGCCAUAACAAGGGUCCUUCGUAGCAUGACUGUAAAAAUGUGUCAGCUCUGUACUGUGUGUGGUUGACGUGGACGUGAAGAAGCCCAAAGAUGGCAAGGGCAGAGCGAACUCCGCGUGGCAAGGGUCGGGGAGUGGGGCUGACGAGGGAGGUCUGACGGGGAAGGAGAGGAGAAGCCAGCCUGGGGGGCAGAGUGCCUGGAACCCAGCAUCAAAGGCCCCUGCCUGGGCUCGGGCCAGCAGGGCUCACCUCCCUUCUCUCUGCCGCAGGAUGGGGUGCGUGAAGUCCAAGUUCCUCCGGGAUAGAGACAAGGUCUCAAAGAGCGAGGCCAGUGCCAACCCACACAGCCCGCUGUAUGUGCCAGAUCCCACGUCCACGGGCAAACGGCGACCUGACCCCAACAACGGCAACCCCCCCGGGUCCACGGAGGCAGGUUCUAAGGAUAACAUCGUGAUUGCCCUGUAUGACUACGAGGCCAUUCACCAUGGAGACCUCAGUUUCCAAAAGGGAGACCAGAUGGCGGUCCUGGAGGAGUCGGGGGAAUGGUGGAAGGCUCGGUCUCUGGCCACCCGGAAAGAGGGCUACAUCCCAAGCAACUACGUUGCCCGCGUUGACUCUCUGGAGACAGAGGAGUGGUUCUUCAAGGGCAUCAGCCGGAAGGAUGCAGAGCGCCAACUUCUGGCCCCUGGCAACGUGCUGGGCUCCUUCAUGAUCCGCGACAGCGAGACCACCAAAGGGAGCUACUCUUUGUCGGUACGAGACUACGACCCCCAGCAUAGGGAUGCAGUGAAACAUUAUAAGAUCCGGACCCUGGACAAUGGGGGCUUCUACAUCUCCCCACGAAACACCUUCAGCACCCUGCAGGAGCUGGUGGCCCACUACAUGAAAGGGAGUGACGGACUCUGCCAGAAGCUGACGGUGCCCUGCGUGUCCUCCAAGCCCCAGAAGCCGUGGGAGAAAGACGCCUGGGAGAUCCCUCGGGAAUCCCUCGAGCUGGAGAAAAAGCUUGGAGCCGGGCAGUUUGGGGAAGUCUGGAUGGCCACCUACAACAAGCACACCAAGGUGGCGGUGAAGACCAUGAAGCCAGGGAGCAUGUCUGUGGAGGCCUUCCUGGCAGAGGCCAACCUGAUGAAAACUCUGCAGCAUGACAAGCUGGUGAAGCUGCAUGCAGUGGUCACGGAGGAGCCCAUUUAUAUCAUCACGGAGUUCAUGGCCAAAGGAAGCCUGCUGGACUUCCUGAAAAGUAAUGAAGGCAGCAAGCAGCCAUUGCCAAAACUCAUCGACUUCUCAGCCCAGAUUUCGGAAGGCAUGGCCUUCAUCGAGCAGAGGAACUACAUUCACCGAGACCUCCGAGCCGCCAACAUCCUGGUCUCUGCGACCCUGGUGUGUAAGAUUGCUGACUUCGGCCUGGCGAGGGUCAUCGAGGACAACGAGUACACGGCCCGGGAAGGGGCCAAGUUCCCCAUCAAGUGGACAGCUCCUGAAGCCAUCAACUUUGGCUCCUUCACCAUCAAGUCAGACGUCUGGUCCUUUGGUAUCCUGCUGAUGGAGAUCGUCACCUACGGCCGGAUCCCAUACCCAGGCAUGACAAACCCUGAGGUGAUCCGGGCGCUGGAGCGUGGAUACCGCAUGCCCCGGCCAGAGCACUGCCCUGAGGAGCUCUACAACAUCAUGACGCGCUGCUGGAAGAACCGCCCCGAGGAGCGGCCCACCUUCGAAUACAUCCAGAGUGUGCUGGACGACUUCUACACGGCUACGGAGAGCCAGUACCAGCAGCAGCCGUGAUGGGGACCACGGCAGGGCCAGGCUCUGAGGCGAUGCCUGUGAGGUUCACCAGCGCCAUCUGCUAGAUGUCCGCUCACCCUUCUCACUCCCAGACACCCACCCUCACUCCAGCCUCGGUUCCUCAUCUGUCAAGUGGGUGGGCUGGACUGGACAAACUCUUUCUGAUUCUAGCAAUCCACAAUCUGCCAUUCUCAGGAGACCCCAAGUUAUAUUUCUGUUGCCUGGGACAUUUGGAUUCCAGUUACAGCUGUGGUUUGAAUAGAAAACUUUAAAAAUAAUGAAAUAUUUAAAUAAAAGAUAGAAAUGCUAAAGGCUA
Myotis davidii is the source of this 2177-nucleotide messenger RNA. It is a transcript of the gene HCK, whose product is annotated as HCK proto-oncogene, Src family tyrosine kinase. NCBI's taxonomy places the organism in Eukaryota, Metazoa, Chordata, Mammalia, Chiroptera, Vespertilionidae. Gene Ontology annotation, biological process: cell differentiation; innate immune response; protein phosphorylation. Gene Ontology annotation, molecular function: signaling receptor binding; non-membrane spanning protein tyrosine kinase activity; ATP binding. Gene Ontology annotation, cellular component: extrinsic component of cytoplasmic side of plasma membrane. The transcript has 12 exons. Bases 347 to 1861 code for a protein of 504 amino acids. The record is from RefSeq and is a predicted model, not a curated record.